GGAACGUGACAGUCAUCGACAGCAGCGCCUUCGUUCCUUCACGGAGUGAACCUGGAUUGAGAAAGGAUUUAAAUGUUUGGAAGAUGAACAACAGUGGAAGCCCAACAUUUGCAGGAGUGACUCCAGUCAACUUGCUCUCAACAUUUGCUGCUUUGCAUGUGGCAAGUACAAACAAGUCCAAGAAUUUGAGCAUGCCCCUGGAGCUGUCUGUCAAAAACUCAAGUACAGAGGAGCAAAGGUUUUUCUUGGAGACGCCAGCAGCACAGGCACUCUCUGGGAUAUUUGUUUGGGCGGCUCUGAUUGUGACAUUUCACCAGAUAUACCAGCAUCUCCGACACUACAGCUCACCCAACGAACAGCGCUACAUUCUCCGAAUCCUUUUCAUCGUUCCCAUCUAUGCCUUUGACUCCUGGCUAAGCUUGCUUUUGAUCAGUAAUGAUCAGUACUAUGUUUACUUUGACUCUGUGCGAGAUUGUUACGAAGCUUUUGUGAUUUACAAUUUCCUCAGCCUCUGCUAUGAGUACCUGGGUGGAGAAAGCUCAAUAAUGUCAGAAAUCAGAGGGAAACCCAUUAAGUCCAGCUGUAUGUAUGGAACAUGCUGUCUGAUGGGUAUGACCUACUCCAUUGGAUUUUUACGGUUUUGUAAACAGGCUACCCUACAAUUCUGCGUGAUUAAACCUCUAAUGGCAGUGAUCACCAUUAUUUUGCAAGUGUAUGGCAAAUAUCACGAUGGAGACUUUGAUGUGAGAAGUGGAUAUCUAUAUAUCACUAUUAUUUAUAACAUCUCUGUGAGUCUUGCACUCUAUGCAUUGUUCCUCUUUUACUUCGCCACAAGUGAACUCCUCAGUGCGUUUGAUCCUAUUCUGAAAUUCCUGACGGUGAAAUCUGUUAUUUUUCUCUCCUUCUGGCAAGGAAUGCUGCUAGCGAUCUUGGAGAAAUGUGGAGUAAUUCCAGAAGUCCAGAUUAUUGAUGGCCAUGAAGUCAGGGCAGGGACAGUGGCUGCAGGCCACCAGAACUUCAUCAUCUGCAUUGAGAUGUUCUUUGCUGCCGUUGCCCUUCGCUAUGCCUAUCCAUCUCAAGUGUACAGUGAAAAGCGUGAGACCACACCAGGUAACAUAGCUCCCAUGCAAAGCAUAUCCAGCGGCCUAAAGGAGACUAUGAAUCCAAAUGACAUUGUGCAGGAUGCGAUCCACAACUUCUCCCCAGCCUAUCAGCAGUAUGCACAGCAAUCAACCCAAGAUGAAGUAACACCCAGACAUAAUGGACAUACCUUGCCCCAAGCAUGUACCCAUUUUGCAAACCGCCGAAAAACUGGUGAGAAGAUUAUCCUCAUCAGCUCUGAGGAUGAGCUGUAGA
This is a messenger RNA of Chiloscyllium plagiosum (whitespotted bambooshark), 1356 nucleotides long. RefSeq names its product transmembrane protein 184a (gene tmem184a). NCBI's taxonomy places the organism in Eukaryota, Metazoa, Chordata, Chondrichthyes, Orectolobiformes, Hemiscylliidae. The record is from RefSeq and is a predicted model, not a curated record.